Molecule: messenger RNA, 1140 nt
Organism: Nasonia vitripennis (jewel wasp)
Lineage: Eukaryota; Metazoa; Arthropoda; Insecta; Hymenoptera; Pteromalidae
Product: RAB6A-GEF complex partner protein 2
Exons: 6
Coding region: 1-1140 (379 amino acids)
Biological process (GO): retrograde transport, endosome to Golgi
Cellular component (GO): Golgi membrane; Ric1-Rgp1 guanyl-nucleotide exchange factor complex
Source: RefSeq, a predicted model, not a curated record
AUGAUUGACAUCACUGCAAAAUUGCUCAAUGGAUCCACGUUCUUUACCAGCGAAGUUAUCGAGUGCAUGGUCACAUUUAGCUAUCCAGCGAGUCCGACUCUGGAAAAGGCUCAGAGUAACAGUGAUUUAUUUGAAAAUCUUGCCUGGGCCAGCGCCCAAAUCCAUUGCCAAUGUUCGAUAAAUGAAAAACUGAUUCUUGGUAAUAAAAUCAAAGCAGAUGUUACUCCUGCUGUUGUUAAUACUGAUACAACGUUUGCUCCAUCUUCGAGUGAUAACGGACAUGCUGUACUCAAUACAAAACCUAAAAUUUUGUUCUGUGACUUGAAGCUGUCCCCUGGAGAGAGCAAAUCUUUUGUAUAUAAAGAAACCAUUCCAAAUCACUCACCUCCCUCAUACCGAGGACAAGCUGUUAAAUAUUCAUAUAAGAUAACCAUAGGUACUCAGCGUGUCAAUUCACAGAUUAAAUUGUUAAGGAUACCUUUCCGAGUAUUGUCUUUAAAAGAGUUACCUGACGGAGCCGGCAGCAGCGACAGCGUAGAAUUGAGCCCUAACAAUACGUUCAUAGAAACACAAAAAGAGACACCGAUAGAACUUGCAAUGCAGACACUUCAGAACAUAACGGCAAGGCGUAGCCCUAACUUUUAUAACAUUACAAACGAGCGGGGUCGGGUGGUAAGGUUUUGCCUUUUCAAAAAUUCCUACAAGCUGGGCGAGGACAUAGUCGGGACGUUUGACUUUUCUAACGCAACCGUGUCGUGCACUCAAGUUUCCGUGACUCUGCAAUCGGAGGAGCACAUAGCCGAAGACUAUAAGAGAGGAAAGUCUGGAACUGCUUUGAGCAGCUACAAUAAGCACCACGAGGUCGUCAUUGGCUUCUUGUACACUCACCUCAUGUUGCCAAUCCCCUUUCACAUAACCCCGGACUUCAAUACCGAGCUGGUCACUCUGAAGUGGCGACUGCACUUUGAAUUCGUGACGACUGUGAAGCCCAUCGAAUUCCCCAACGAGAAUACCACGAGUUGGCAGGCACCAUCCACCAUAGAAGUCGAGACGAAAGUCUGGGAUCUACCUGUACAUAUAUAUCCGACCACAGUCCCUCCAAAUAUUACUCCAGUAGUUCAAAAUAGUAUAGUUAUUUAA